UUAAAGGACUGGCGACCCCGUGGAUUUUUCCACGUGUUAACGACUAGUCUAUAAAAUAAUACGCUAAGUGUGUCUGUCCGUCUGUCUGUGACAGGCAAAGUGGAUGUGUUCAUUCUGCUUUGAUGUUGCCGAAAAUGUGAUGUCUCAAAUGUUAAAUUUUCUUGCGUUACGGCGCGACGUCAAUAACACUACUUUAACGUCAUUAUCCCAUAUUAAACUAAUGAGGCGAUUACAGUGCACCUAAAACUUUGAGGCCAAAUAACUUGGAAACAAGGUAGUAACGUCAAUGAUUUUUCACCACGUGGGUAACUAUGGAACACCUAGGACCAAUUUGGGUAAUUUUCACAGACCUGGGUCCCCAAAUCCGUUUCGGAAUGGACGGGUUGAUGACGUCACCAAAAAACCUUCAAACCCCACUAUCUCUGCAACGGUUUGUCAAAAGUACAUGAUCCUAUACAUUUUCUUGAUCAGCGUUUCAAGAUCUAUACGAGGAAGGCAACAGAGGUAUAUAAUUUUCUUAAAAUUUUUUGUGUUUUCACGGACCUUGCUGACGUCAGCACAAUUUUUAUACCCUCCUUAGGCGUUCCUCGAAAACAUAUUAUCUUAUACAUUAUUUUGAUCAGCGUUUGAAUCUCUACACAUUACAAUCAAAGAAUAAAAUGAAUUUCGUCAAUUUUUUAGGGAUCUGCACUGCUGACGUCAGCAAAAUAUCUAAAACAACCUAUUUUUCCAUUGUCCAUCUGCCUAAGUGGAUUUCUUCACGGGCCUCAUCGACUAGUUGUAUAUAAUAACCGACGGUAAAUAAAUUAAAUCAAUCAAUCAAUCAAUCAGUUUGUGUAAUAGCUAAAUGACAUACCUGAAUGACAUUAGGGUACUUUCACAAAUGAAAAUGUCGCGUUCAGUUUGUAACAAAUGGAAUGUUCAUUUUUGCUCUGCAGGCAGCAUUUGUCAAACCCAUGUUAAAACAAACAAACAACAAAAACUUAAAAAAAGUGUUAAUAUAUUUAUUUGAAUUAUUAUUAACAGCCUGUGUUGAUUUGAAUUUAUCAAAGAACGUCACAGAAGGGGAUAUUUGCUCAACCAAACAUGUUAAUGAAUUACUUUUUUAAACUUCGACUUUAUUUACACAGCCACGUGCCACACAAGAUUCGUACAUGAAAUAACGUAACAUGCAACGAUGACACUUGGUCACACUCUCUACUUUUUAUCGUUAUGUAAAUAAACAAUGUUUUGGUUAGUUGGUGGGUGUGAUCACGUAAACCCUACAAAACAUAUUGCAUUCAUUCACUGAACGAAUCUGAACCACUAAUUUUCUUUCGGGACGUCUUUUUGCUUCUCUUGCCGGAGAACAGGAUUCAACAUUUCAAAUCAUAACGGAUGUAAAGAAAGUUUCAGCGGAAAAAGAUAUUGACUUGAGCGCUAACAUAAACAUUGUGUAACCACAAGUCUUCGCAAAGGUCUUUUUGUGGCUUGGUUAGAUCCGUUUGAACAUGAAUGUGUAACAUGAAAACAAAUCACCGAGUUACAAUAUUACAAAGACGAAAAUUCGUCUCUACAAUUUGAGGCUGAUUGAAAGUACUUGAAAAUAGCCGAGAGAUACAACGGAAAUCUACGUUUAAAUAAACAGUGGUUUUGUUUACAUAAAAAGCUUUUUAAAGAUCAAGAGAUGUAUACGCCAUCAAGAUUUGAAUAUGUUCGUUUUGUUCCUAUAACAAGUGCUGAGAAAAUGGCGAAGAAAGAAAACUAUCGACACGAGAAAAAAUUGGAAAACGAAUUGAAAUAUCUCGAGAACGAAGAAAGGUACACGAAAAGCGUGCUACAGAAAAGCAAUGUUUCGAUUAAAACAGCCAUAGAUAAGUUCUACUUUGACGCACAGAAAUGUUUGACGUAUAAAAAAUCCGACAUGGAUGGAGAAUACUAUGUUCAACUAAAUCGAGCGAAAACGAAGUCGUUAGAUAGGACUGAUAAACGUUAUCUUCGCCCAACCAUGAUGAGUAACUCGAGCGAUAAUCGUCUGUUCCACAUGGAUCGAAUCACUGCUGCCAACUUGCGUCAGAACAGUCAUCGUCGAUUGACACGCUCCAGUAGUGACUCUGUCACACAACUUAUUCCCAGUAAAUUGGAUUACACAACGAAGGGGAAAAGUUUUGAACAAGACCAAGGUAGAAAUGUUCGAUGCACACCACUAUCCAAAUCCAGCUCUGAAGUAUCUAUACCUGAACUCUGUACCGAAGCACUGCCUAGGGGAGUUUCAAGAGAAGACACAUUUCCUUUAAAAGAAACUUCUUCUCUACAGAAACUUCCAAGAGUUUCAACUCCAUUUGUUUCGCCAGAUAAAAAUGUUAAAAUACCGUUGACAAGAUCUUCCAGAAUUAUAUCCAGAAAUCAAGCCCGUGGGUUGUCACAAAGUAAAUCAGACGAGCAGCCCGAUAGUGUAAACAUUCACCAAACAAUUGCAAGGUCAGCAUCUUUACCAGUUAAGACGACAUGUUUUUUAGAAUCAGAAGAAGACUUGCUAAAGACAGAAAACGCACCUUUUAAGUUACCUCUCAGAUACCACCAAAAUGCUACCACAUUAUACGAAUGGCCAAACUUUAAAAAAAAAUCUGAUAUAGCUAUACAAGAAGAAGGCAUAGAAAAUGUUAUGAGAGUGCGUCCGCGGAAUUGUUAUAGUGAAACAGAACUUUUAGGAAAGAAAUAUGGUCUCGAAGAGAGACAUUCUAGUAGAAUUUUACGACAAACAAAAUCAAGCAAUAUAUGAAAAAUGUUGUUAGAGGAUAUAACAGGUGCUUAAAUAUGCUUUGUUUGUUAUGGUUGGUUUUACUUUCUUGCUAGACAAAGAUUAUAUGUAUACACGUUUUUUUUUUUGUAAGCAACUUGAUUUUCAUUUGAGUUUCUAAAAAAUACGCCUUUAAAAGAUAGAAAAAUGUUACUUAGCAGAAAGCAGAACUAUUUUGAAGAUAAAUAAAAUUCCUGCAAACAUUUCAGUACCAAUGUGUCAAAUUGUUGCCUAACGUCCACACCAAAAAGACCCUCUUACGAAAUACGAAAAGUAGCUAAAAGGAUCAAGGAAGUGAAUCCACUAAUUAAAUGUAUGAAAAAAUUAUUUCAAUCAUAAAUUUUCACUUGUACGAAGUAUUACUUAUACUAAUACCACUAAAGAUGCUGCAAUUUUUAGCACAGUCACUUAUAAACUGGUUGCUUAUAAAAAAGACACGAAUUUGUGUACAUAUGUCUUACUGUAUCUGUUUGUAUAAAUUAUCCAUAAACUUCUUCUAAGAAAUCCAGGUUUUGUAAAUAUACAUCUAUCUAGGUGUAACAUACUUAGUUGUGACAUAAAAGUUGUAUAAAAAUUACAAUUUUUUACUCCAGGUAUCCAUUUUUUGGCUAAAAAUAUUUUAAAGUAUGCCAGUGGAUUCUAGGACGUUUUACUUGUUUUUAUAACAAGAACGAUGUAAAAAGGACUUUCAAUGAUUAUUUUUAAAUAUUUAUGAGCAAUUGGUUCUUUGCCAUAGAUCGACGCCAAAGUAUUUUUACAAAAAAAAGAAUAUAAUAGCCAAAAUAUUGAUAGUAGUAACGACAUUUAUUUUCUUUCCAAAAAGAACUGCUCACAAUGCUGGAAAAUCAUUUUUGUUUUCUUUCAUAAAAGUAUAUCUAAAAACCUUUUCGAGAGUUUGGCAAUGUCACCGUCCCUUUAAUGUGAUUAAACAAAGGAUUUAACAGCGUGGAACGCCUUCGACAGAUCUGUAAGAGGAUUAGUCACUGAAAAUAUUCUAGUUACAACAAACAGUUGAAAUAUUUGUGAAACUUGUUUACAGAAAAAAACGUUUUUGCUAAAAAGGUUGUAUGUUAGCCCAAUAUAUAUAUAUUUUUAAAUGUUAGCACAUUCGAUAUUUGCUAGUAAAUUUCGCACAUACGAACAAAGCCAGUAACAGAUAUUGAAGUUGUUUUGAUUUUUGGAGAGGGUUUAUAAUUUACGAUUGCAUGUGGCCUCACAAUUAUUGACUCGCCUAAGGUAAAUUUUAAGAUUUAAACCCUUUAGAUUGAGUAUUAACAAUGAUUGAAAAUUUUAGAGAGAGAGGGGCAUGACCCUCUUGUCCCAUAGGUCACUGCGGUCCUGACGAAGCAUGUUAAACACGAUAGUUGUUGUUUACUUCACUACUAAAAUGAUAGUCGGUCUAUGAUUCGUGGUGGGUCGCAAAGUAAACACGAGCAUAAAAAAAAUAUUUGCGGUUUCAGAAAACUUACUAUGUACUUGUUUCAAUGGCGCGAAGAAGAAAAAAGUGUGGCGUAUUUCUGUUUCAGCGUUUAUUAUCAACUUUUUCUUGUUAAAGUAGCUUAAUAUCAAUAGAAGAUUGGUAUUAACAUCCGUCUUAAAGCUCGGCACGAGGUUGCUUGAUAUGUAAAUAUAACAUUCCCUUAUUUGGUCAUUUGUGACUCGACCUGGUUAUUUCAUCUUUUACUUCAUCGCUGACAUGUACACUAAACAAACAAGUUUAAAAAGAAAAAAAGAGUUCAUUAUUAUUAAAAUGCUUUAUGAACGCGGACUAUAAUUUCGUUAGCUGUCUAAUUAUGCUAAUUUUAUGCAAUUUUUGGUUUUGAAAAAAGUGUGUCCAGCGGAGACUCGAUUAUUGCUUGCUAACAGAAGAACAAGAAUGAACAAAAUAUCAAUGCAGGAAUAUGUACAACUGGCGAAUUUACCCUUUGUUUUCUCUUUUGUAGAUUGAAGAGGUCACGGCCAGCAUUUUCCAGAGACUAUGACACCAACCAAAUUUUAUUGUGUA
Molecule: messenger RNA, 4784 nt
Organism: Hydractinia symbiolongicarpus
Lineage: Eukaryota; Metazoa; Cnidaria; Hydrozoa; Anthoathecata; Hydractiniidae
Exons: 3
Coding region: 1667-2761 (364 amino acids)
Source: RefSeq, a predicted model, not a curated record